AUGAUUAACAACAAACCUGCAUCACCCACGCCCGCGACCACCAUCCGGCGAACAGUCCCCUGGAACACAGAGGACCUCAUCCAUCUAACCCUCCAAGAUCUACGCCAGAAGCACCGCCUCAUCAAAAUUGAAGUCAGCUGCCUCAAGCACCUCCUCAAUGAGCCUUCUGACGACACCCCAGAAUCGCCUUGGCAUAAACACGGGGCUCUAGCGGGCUGGCGCGGCGAGAUCGCGCCCAUUCAAGGCCACGCCGUAGCACGGCGAGAAGUCAGGGACGGAUGCCACGAUGACAUCGAGAGUAUCGACGACUGGUACCGCAACGGCCACGCCGAUAGGUUUCUGAUAAAACGCCUGGCAUGUCAACAGAUCGAAGAAAUCGCCAGGAGACAGGCGGGCUCGCCGCCUGAUACCGAAAACACCAGACGUCAGGAAUGGGAACUACGUCAACUCUUCGAUUUAUCUCUUGGAGGCAUCAAGAACACUAUCAGCGCAUGCGGCGACGAGAUCUCGCAAAAGCAUAAAAGAAUGCAACGGCAGAUGGUCAAGAGAUACUGCCCGAACCACAGAUUCAAGGACCAGUCUUCCACGGAGUUGUAUACCCCGUUCAACGGACUGUUUCUGGAUAACUACAUCAGGAAGGGGAUCGAGGAGGGCAUCAUCGCCAUCGUCCCCGACGUGGGCCUGGAGCCUGGAUCCUCUGAGGAGGAACAGAAAACAUACAACAAAAACCUCAACGAGUGGAAAGCCCGGAGUGAUCAGGAUUACAAGAUCAUAGUCACCGACCCCGACCACCCAUCCGCCGUGACCAUUAAGUCAUUCAGCUUGCGCCACCCCGAGUUCGAGCGACUUACUGACUUCGACGGCCGCAAGCUGAUGUUCCAGACCGACUUCCGUCCGAGACGUCGGUAUCUCUGGUGGAUGUUUCUGUCCUCCGUCGCUGUUGCGUCGUGGCGGCGGCGAGACAGAAAUGGAAGUGGCAACAUAAUUGACGACCGAAUCCGCAAGGCCUUCGCAUACUGGGGCAGUCCGGGAGUAGGACAAGUCAACCCCGACGUGAUGAGGUCUUUCGUGCGUGCGAUUGGAGGUGGCGCGGAGAGAUGUCUCAACCGCUGCAAGCAUCGCCUGGGAGACCAUCAUGAUCUCGGUGUCUCGGUCGUCGCCUUCGACCGCCAGUAUCCCGUCAUCAACGAGAACUACGAACCUCACGUCUAUUAUUCGGACGAUGAUGACGACAUGUUCGCAUAA
This is a messenger RNA of Colletotrichum karsti, 1245 nucleotides long. RefSeq lists its product as uncharacterized. The record is from RefSeq and is a predicted model, not a curated record. NCBI's taxonomy places the organism in Eukaryota, Fungi, Ascomycota, Sordariomycetes, Glomerellales, Glomerellaceae. The transcript has 2 exons. Bases 1 to 1245 code for a protein of 414 amino acids.